UGGAGAGCCCACAUGCACAGAAACCACAACCUUUCUAGUGCUUUAUAAAUGGCUUCUCACUUGAUGGAACCAAGCCAAGUCUGUCUGUUUUUCACUUAAACACAAGGAAAGAUGAAGAGCUUUGCCUACUUUGGUAGAAAGCUAGAUCAUUUUUGUAGUGUUUUCCACAAAUUCUUUUGUAGUUUCCAUGCUUUCCUCAUUCAACUUUGCUAUUUCAUUACCCUCUCUUUGUUUGGUUACCUGUGUCUCAAGGUCUCUAAGCCAAGGUCCCCUGUCAGCCACAAUGACAUUGAUCUAUUUUUCACCUCUGUUUCUGCUGCCACAGUUUCUAGUAUGACAGCAAUAGAAAUGGAGGUUUUUUCCAAUUCCCAACUCAUUCUCCUCACCUUUCUCAUGUUACUGGGUGGUGAAGUUUUUACUUCCAUGCUUGAACUUGUACUUGCCAGGUUCAACUUCACAAAAAAUCAUAGUACUACUGUUCAAUUGAAACAGGAUCCCCCACCUAAGUCCAAUCAAAUUGAGAUUGGUUUAGUUUCUGUUUCUAAUUCAGAAAGCCAUAAACAGAAUCAUAGUAUUCUUUUUGUUCCAAAUGACAUGGUUGAGUCCUUUAACUAUAAUGAAAGACUUAAGUAUAACUCUCUUAAGUGUCUGAGUCAUGUCGUUUUUGGUUACCUUACUGUGAUUCAUAUUGUUGGUGUUUGUUUGGUCUCUAUGUACACAGCAUUUAUACCAAGUGCAAGACAAGUACUUGAAAACAAAGAUAUCAAAAUACCAACAUUUUCUUUCUUCAUCAUAGUUUCCACUUUUGCUAGUUGUGGUUUUGUCCCUACCAAUGAGAACAUGGUAGUUUUCAAGAAGAAUUCAGGCCUCCUCCUUCUUAUUCUUCCACAUGUUCUUCUUGGUAACGCCCUUUACGCACCAUGUUUGAGGCUUGUCAUAAUGCUUAUGAAAAAAGUUACCAGAAGAGAGGAACUCUCUUACUUGCUGAAGAAUUCCAAAGAGAUGGGUUCUAGCCAUAUGCUCCCUGCUCUUCAUUGCUGGCUCCUGAUUGUUACUGUUUUUGGGUUCAAUCUGGUACAAUUGAUAAUGUUCUGCUCCAUGGAGUGGAAUUCCAAAAAUAUGGAGGGUUUAAGUCUCUAUCAGAAACUGGUUGCUUCUUUGUUUCAAGUUACAAAUGCUAGACAUGCUGGUGAAUCUGUUUUUGAUCUCUCCACCAUCUCUUCAGCCAUAUUGGUGCUCUUCGUUGUCAUGAUGUAAGUUGCUCUUUUAUUUUCCUUUUUCUAAUACAAGUAUGUAUCUGUUGGCCAGAUAAAAAACUCCACAUUGGGCUUUAAAGAGCAAACCAUAAGUGGAUCAGACACCACAUCCUUAAGGGGGAGAAUGUUGUAUAUCAAGUUUGAGUCCAUCUCAAACGAAAGUUGGGCUUGUACUCAUCCAGAACCUCAGAGGCCGUCAUUCUGGGCUUGUGCUCUUGAGUCUCAGAGGCUCAGGCUCAUGGUCAAAUAACCAUCGGCUUGAAUACCACUGUUGGGCCAGAUAAAGGGCCAAACAAAGGAGAUGGUUUAAAAUUGGGGGAUAAAACUCCACAUUAGGCUUUAAAGAACAAACCAUAAGUGGACCAGACACCACAUCCUUCACCCAAAACCUUAAGGCAAUGGGUGUAUGCGUCCUCACACUUAUAAACCACUCAAACUUAUCCUUAUCUUCCAAUGUGAGACUUACUCACACUUGAUACACAACAGUAUCUUCAUAAAUGCAUAUAAUCAUGUUCCAAUCAGGAAUAUACAUCUACAUCUUUGUUGAA
Molecule: messenger RNA, 1804 nt
Organism: Lotus japonicus
Lineage: Eukaryota; Viridiplantae; Streptophyta; Magnoliopsida; Fabales; Fabaceae
Product: sodium transporter HKT1-like
Exons: 1
Coding region: 112-1257 (381 amino acids)
Biological process (GO): transmembrane transport; monoatomic cation transport
Cellular component (GO): plasma membrane
Molecular function (GO): sodium ion transmembrane transporter activity
Source: RefSeq, a predicted model, not a curated record